GUACCAAGGUUUCAUGCCAGUCAUGCCGGAUAUGUUCUCCCGCCAGUCAGCAUGGAUCAUCGCGGUAUCGGUCCUCGUUUGUUGUUGCAUCCCCUUCGCCUUUCUUGAUCUUGGGUCUUCCAAUGAUACAGGCUCUACAAGACUCCCUCACAGGGUCAGGUUACAGAGACGCUAUCCCACUGAGAAAAAGGUCAUCGGCCCUAAUUACAUCCAACAUGAGCUGCCUGCAAUCCCCAUUGAUUUGAAGGCUCGCUACGAAAAGAGGCGUCUACUGGGAAGACACAAACUCCAAGCCCGCACUUCAGCCAUUGAGAGAUUCAGACGAAAUGUCCAACCGUCACCGGUCGAUAGUAAAAACUAUACCCCUUUAAUGUCUAGUGAAGAAACUGAGCUUGACCUUCAGUGUGGGUCAUGUUCUCUAGUUGCUCAUUCAGGUCUAAUGAGGCGGAGUUCAUUAGGGAGAGAGAUUGACCAAUCAGACUGUGUCUUCAGAAUGGAUGAUGCACCUACCAUGGGAUACGAGAGAGAUGUAGGGAGGAGAACAACUGUUAGAGUCAUCUCAUAUUCCAGCCUCUUCGAUGUAGCCUUCCAAGCAGAGAACCUCCUCUCCCUCGAGCCUAGCGCCACCCAUCUCAUCUUUCACGGUCCGGAACAUGUUUACUCUAGCCAUCAAUUCCAGAAAUACCUGCAGCGUAUCAAGUCUUCCAAACCAGAAGUUGAGAUGUACCACGCUGGUCAGGGUCUGGAGGACAAGACUGACUUUGAACUUCUCAAGCAUACAGGAAAAUCAAGGCAAACAUCAAGCUCCGAGUUCUCAACUCACAUGUACGCCUUGAUGGCUAUGAAGGACAUGUGCUCAUCAAUCACAGUCUAUGGAAUGCUACCAAAGAAUUUCUGCAGUGAAAACCCAGCAAACAAAGUUGAAUCUCUGUACUACAAGGACCCCAUGCUCACCGCCUGCUCGUUAUUCAGUUACCAUGACAACUUAGAGGUCGGAGGUCAGCCACACGGCGCAGAGCAAGAUGUCUUCAGGAGCUGGAUGGAAAGCGAAGAGAUCCGAUUCGUGAAUCCAAGCUGGGAGUGAAUGGCUUGAAGCCAGCUUGGAUCAUUUGCCCCCAUGUCUGUUGUCUCAUGCGAAGAGCAUAGCUGCAGUCUGGACAGCGGAUGGUAUAAGCUAACUAUGUCAAAAAAAUCCCUCGGGUUGUGACUCAUGUUAAAAAGGCAUAGUCACUAAAAACCAGCGUCAACCUGGCCCGUGCUUUCAAAGCACGGUCAGGGUACUUUGUGUUGUGUGGUUGUAAAUUGGUGCUGAAAGCGCAGUUGCAAACCAGAACACAAUGGAGCUCGAUGCUCGGCAAGGCAGGCAUGACGGUGACUCACAUCCAGAUGAUGUAGCCACGCAACUGUCUUCUUGCCACUGAUGGCUCGUGUUUGAAAAACACAGUCUCAGGUAGAACAGAUCGUAGGACUGGAUGGAGGAGGAGCAGUGUGAGAUUGUAUCAUCAGGACAAGUGUAGUGCUUCCUUCAUCAGUUGAUAGAUCAGAAGAAUUUUAUAUUUUU
This is a messenger RNA of Lytechinus pictus (painted urchin), 1561 nucleotides long. Its product is annotated as alpha-N-acetyl-neuraminyl-2,3-beta-galactosyl-1,3-N-acetyl-galactosaminide alpha-2,6-sialyltransferase-like. Gene Ontology annotation, molecular function: alpha-N-acetylgalactosaminide alpha-2,6-sialyltransferase activity. The record is from RefSeq and is a predicted model, not a curated record. NCBI's taxonomy places the organism in Eukaryota, Metazoa, Echinodermata, Echinoidea, Temnopleuroida, Toxopneustidae. The transcript has 6 exons. Bases 14 to 1084 code for a protein of 356 amino acids. Gene Ontology annotation, biological process: ganglioside biosynthetic process.